AUGCGGCUAAAACUAAAAUCUAGAAUAGGAACAUGUACAAUAAAUAUCGACGAUUCCAAGUUAUUCAGAGACUUCUUGGAAGAUAUAAAGAAUAAUUCACAACUACAUCUUGAAACAGAACGAAUUUCAUCCAUAAAAUCAGGAUUCCCACCAAAACCUUUAGAUUUGACUUUUAGCUCCCCCGAUGUUACCGUUAGUGAUAAAGGAAUAAAAGAUGGUGAUCAAUUGAUUGUUGAAUUCGUACAUUCUGGUGGAGUCAAAAGACCUUUAUCAGAAUCCCCCGUACCACCAGUUAGGAAAAGACCCACACCCAGUGAAGAAAUACCAGCCGUUUACAUUCCGGAAUUGGACAGGUAUAUCAUUCUUCGAAAUAUCCCUGAUGAUAAUUCUUGUUUAUUUAACUCGAUAUCUUAUGCAAUGUCAGGGUAUGAUUCAUAUAGAACAAUUUCACCACCAGGAGAUUUAAGAAAUGUUGUCGUGGAGUAUAUUGAAAAAGAUCCGGAAUUGUAUUCAGAAUUAGUUUUAGGGAGACCGCGAGAUGAGUAUUGUGAAUGGAUCAGAAAAAAGGAUUCAUGGGGUGGAGCAAUUGAGUUGGGAAUAUUGGCUGAUUGGUUUGAUAUUCGAAUUGUUUGCAUUGAUAUUGAGUCAGGGAACUUUAUCCGAUUCGAGAAUGAAAAGAAACCUCCUAAACGUUUCAUAAUUCUAAUAUACAGUGGUAUCCAUUAUGAUUUGUUAAGUUUGAAUGAAGAAUUAUCUCAGAAUGAACGAGAUAUGAAAAAUGAUAUUUCAAAUUGGCCAAUCGAAGAAUCUAAACAAGAAGAGUUGAUACUUGCUUCUAGUCAAAAGUUGUGCAAGAAGUUACAAGAAAAUGAUUAUGCUACAAAUACAACCACUUUCAGAGUUAGAUGUCUUGAUUGUUAUCAAAUACUUGUGGGAGAAAUGGGGGCUUCGAAACAUGCAGAAGAAACUGGACAUGUGAAUUUUGGAGAAGUAAAGAAGAAAACUCCCAAAAUAUAG
This is a messenger RNA of Spathaspora passalidarum NRRL Y-27907, 1017 nucleotides long. Its product is annotated as ubiquitin-specific protease. The record is from RefSeq and is a predicted model, not a curated record. Lineage: Eukaryota; Fungi; Ascomycota; Pichiomycetes; Serinales; Debaryomycetaceae. Bases 1 to 1017 code for a protein of 338 amino acids. The transcript has a single exon. Gene Ontology annotation, biological process: endoplasmic reticulum unfolded protein response; protein deubiquitination. Gene Ontology annotation, molecular function: cysteine-type deubiquitinase activity. Gene Ontology annotation, cellular component: cytosol; nucleus.